This is a messenger RNA of Wallemia ichthyophaga EXF-994, 225 nucleotides long. Its product is annotated as DASH complex subunit dad3. The record is from RefSeq and is a predicted model, not a curated record. The coding region runs from base 1 to 225 and encodes 74 amino acids. The transcript has 2 exons. NCBI's taxonomy places the organism in Eukaryota, Fungi, Basidiomycota, Wallemiomycetes, Wallemiales, Wallemiaceae. Gene Ontology annotation, cellular component: mitotic spindle; DASH complex. Gene Ontology annotation, biological process: attachment of spindle microtubules to kinetochore.
AUGGAUGAGAAUAAUGUCAGCGAAUUGGAGAAUGCGGUGUUAAUGGAAUAUACGCAGAUAGCUCAAACGAUGAAGAGGUUCAAUCACGUGUGUAAGGAGCUCAGCCAGAAUCCAAAUGAGCAGCUACUGCUCCAGCUGCGCCAUUUAGAGCAGAAGAUGGGUUUAGUGUUGACGCUGUACAAGGCCUCAGUAUGGAGUGUGAUUAUGGACGAGCAGCAGCAGUAG